GCGAUUGCGACUGCAGCUAUAGAAUGCUUAGCAUUUUUCGUAAUAGGCCUCUAUUCCAAGUUUCGUCACAGUCACUCAUGGCGUCCAUCCAUAUUGAUAACGCUCUAUCUCUCUGCCCAUAUCCUACUCAAUAUUGCUACUACCCGAACACUUUGGUUAAUGAAGGGUGUUUCUGCUAUUCCCAUCGUCUAUAGCAUCAGCAUUCUGUUGCAAACAUUCGUCCUUAUCGUGGAAAAUGUCGAAAAAAGCCGCCUGUUGUUCGACUCUGUCCGAUACAGUCCAGAAGAGCUGGCAAGCCCACUGGCUCGUCUUAUCUUUGGUUGGCUAGUCCCUCUGCUUCGGUUGGGUUACGACACGAUUCUUUCCAUGGCAACCUUGACACCACUUUCUGAAGACCUUAAAAGUCGACAACUUGAACCGAAACUUUGUCAGUCAAUGAAUCUACCCCAUAGGGCUCCCAUGUACUUAUUUUGCAAUAGUCCGACUGUUAAAAGAUACAAAAAACUUGUCUCUGCUGCGUGAACUCUUUCAGCUACGUCUGGGCCUGUUACUACCAAUACUACCUCGUUUAUUCCUCUUGGGUUUCACUCUCGCGCAGCCCUUUUUAAUUCAUACUGCGGUAUCCUACACAAGCCUCAGCCAUGACGAGAGAUCAGUCAACGAAGGGAAUCUCCUUGUUGCGGCAUUUGUUCUUACAUUUGUUGGUUAUGCGGUAUGCUUGUCACUCACAUCCCCCGCAGCAUCUUCUGACGAGUACAGCUCUCCAGCGCUUUCUAUUGGCAUCUGACAAAUCGUCUGAUGAUGAUGGUGCGUGGGAGUCUUGUCAGUCUGAUCUAUAACAGUGCUCUCCAAUCGACUGCGCCAGGUUCUUUGGACACAGGUAGCCUUACUCUCAUGACUGUUGAUGUAGAAAAGGUCAUGCUUGGGUUUGAGGACCUUCAUGAACUUUGGGCCAGUACAGCCCAGAUAGCGAUAGCGAUAUACGUACUGGCAUCAUACAUGUCCUGGGCUUGUGUUGCCCCCGUCAUUGUUCCUAUAGGUCAGCAACUCCCCAAGACAUGUGCGACCAUUUCUCCGACUAACAAUCCGAUAGUAUGCGUGGCUGUCACUGUGCCUGUCACACAGAGAAUUGGUUCUGCGCAGGGCACCUGGAAUGCCGCCGUUGAGAAACGUGUUAAUGCGACUUCAGCUGUCCUUGGUAAUCUGAAAGAAGUCCGCAUCUUGGGCAUUGGUGGCUAUGCCAGCAGCCUUCUGCAGCGUCUACGAGUUGAAGAGAUUAUCCCAUCUACUCACUUUCGCAGACUUAUGGCCGCAAUCAUUGUUUUGUCCCAAGGAACAAUUGUGCUAGGGCCCUUCGUCACUUUCGCGCUUUACGCUAUCAUUUUACGAAUCAAUGACGACUCAAAUUUCACUGCUUCCAAAGCCUUCACUUCAUUGAGCCUUAUAAACAUCAUUGCAGCUCCGAUUUCGGUAUUGAUUCAGAGUCUCCCCAGUUUCGCAGCUGGUCUCUCAUCUCUAUCGCGUAUCGAGAACUUUGUCUCUUCAACGACAUCAUCGGAUGGAAAGAAGUUGCCAGAUGAAAAGAUGUCUUUGAACAAAAGAUGCGUCUAUUUGAGGGGCCCUGGAACAGAUCUUUCAAUGGAAGAUCAGGAACUCGACAGACUUGAGCCGUCUAUUUCAUCUUACUACACCAGCCAGAGAACUCUUGAAAACAGUAUCAUAGUCAGGCAGGCGAAAUUUGGCUGGAAAGCUGACAGUGACGUUAUCAAUUCAUGCAACUUUGAGAUCCAGGACGGAGCCUUGACAGUCAUAAUGGGCCCUGUUGGUUGCGGCAAGAGCACAUUGCUAUACGGCCUACUCAACUUCGUUCGUCAUAACAGUGGCCAAGUGUGGCUGAAGCAUCGUAAUGUGUCACUUUGUGAGCAGACCCCAUGGCUAGUCAGUGGAUCUAUUCGUCACAACAUCACUUGUGGUGCAGCUUUGAACCAGCAUUGGUAUGACCAAGUUCUCAACGCAUGUGCUUUGGUACAGGAUCUUGAUCAUCUCUCGGGCCGAGACAUGCACGAGGUUGGCAAUGAGGGUAACAGUCUCAGUGGUGGGCAGAGACAGCGUAUAGCUCUCGCCCGCGCUAUUUAUGCCCAGAACCCUAUUUUGUUUCUAGACAAUCCUCUCAGUGGUGUUGACCAUUCUACGUCUCGGCAUAUUGUUCAGGCCCUGUUUGGUGAUGGAGGUCUGCUCCGCAGUGGUAAUAUCACUGUUUUAAUCACCACCGAUUGUCAACCAAGCAGCGCUGAGAACAUCAUCAUGGUGACGAGUACAACAGAGGGAGAUGCUGGUGUAUCCGACAACAAGGAGGGACAAGAGCACGCUGAGCACAACACAUCCCCAGGACCAAGCCGCGAAAUCGUUGAAGCAAAGGCAGACCUGCGACGUCCCACCGGUGACUGGACGAUCUACAGUUUUUAUGCUCGCGCAUGUGGCCGAUUCAACGCUAUCGCCUUUCUGUGCCUCUGCCUAAGUUGCGCAUUCUGCUAUCAGUUUUCAACUAUCUGGGUCCAGUGGUGGUCAGAUGCCACUGGAGACGCAAACAGAAGAUCGGAUGGGUUCUACCUGGGUAUUUAUGCUCUUCUCUGUGCUCUCGGGCUAUCUACCUUGUAUCUGGCUUGUUGGACCUCCAUGGUGACCAUGGUAACUCGGUCAGCUAUAAAACUCCAUCUCAGGGUUCUAGCUACUGUCUUCAACGCUCACGUGUCAUACUUUUUGACCAUAGACGACGGAAUCACCCUAAACCGAUUCAACCAAGAUAUGCAGCUUGUGGAUUACAGCUUGCCCCUGGCUGUUGUCAACACAUUCCUGUUUGCGUGUAUAUGCCUUGUACAAGCUGCUGUCAUAUCAGCAACAGCAAAUUACAUGGCUGCGGCAAUACCUUUCUGUCUGUCAGUAAUCUACUUCAUCCAGAGGUUUUACCUUCGCACAUCACGUCAGCUUCGUCUACUAGACAUAGAAGCCAAGGCGCCACUGUACACCAAUUUCAAGGAGACCAUUCUAGGUAUCAAUACGAUACGUGCUUAUGGCCGAGGUUUUGGUUCUUUCCUCAAACAGAAACAUAUUCAAGUUCUGGACGACUCGCAGCAGCCUAUCUAUCUUCUUUACACGGUACAAAGAUGGCUCUCUCUGGUACUUGAUCUCAUGGUUGCCUGUCUAGCUACGCUUCUCAUUGUCGUGGCGGUUCAGACGAGAUCCGGAACAUCAGGUUCAGACAUGGGUGUGGCUUUAGUGAAUCUGACAUCUUUCAACCAAUAUCUCACCAUGCUGAUUCGUUGUUGGGCCUCGAUGGAGACUUCACUUGGUGCCAUCGCCCGAAUAAAGGAUUUUUCCCGUGAUACGCCUAUUGCCAACGGCUGUGGUCAUGAAUUUCACGCAGGGUAUGAGGGCGAUCAGAGUAUUGUGUUCAAAGAUGUUACCGUCGCUUAUUUGCAGCCAAAGUCUUCGUCUGAAGACACUGAGGACAGCUUGGAAGAAAGAGGAACUCUGGGCCAUGGCCAUCUAGCACUGGACUCUAUGAACCUCUCAAUCAGACCGGGAACCAAGAUGGCCAUUACUGGACGCUCAGGCAGUGGUAAAUCUACGCUAGUCUCCAGCCUUUUUCGUAUUCUGCCGUUAUCGUCUGGAAUGAUAUCCAUCGGAGACGUGGAUAUUUCACAGCUUGAUCAGCAAGUUGUUCAAAAUCGUCUCAAUGCGAUCACGCAAAACAGCUUUUUUCUUUCAGAUGUCUCCUUGAAAGAAAAUCUUGAUCCAUCAGGACCAUAUGAUGAAAACGCUGCAGGUUUUCCAAGGCCGAUCACCGAAGUCAUGAGGGAGGUUUUAGUAAGCCUGCAACUUUGGACGUUGGUGGAGGAGCGUGGUGGACUCGAAGGAUUGUUUUCCCAGAGCUCAUGGUCUAGCGGUCAGCUACAGCUGCUGAGCGUGGCCCGCGCAAUCGUCAAGAAAAGGCGGACCCAAUAUCAUCCAGACUCAGGCUGGAAGAUACUGGUUCUCGACGAAAUAACAAGCAGUCUCGACGAAGCAUCGGCUCGAAUGGUACGUGAUCGUAUCAAGAUCGAGUUUGAAGACUACACCAUCUUGUCCAUCGUGCACAAGUUCGAUGGCGUCCUUGAGGAUAUGGACGAGAUGAUCGUCAUGGAUUCAGGAAAACUCAUCCGACGUGGGCCGCCGCGGGAACUCUUACGGGUGAUGUAGAUCCGGGCAGCCGCUCUAUAGUGGACUGGAAAUCUCAGCCAAAGAUCGCUGGGGCUACGAGCCUCUAGGAUUUGUCAUAUGCUGGGAAUUUAGUUUUACAAUGCUAUGUAGUGCUGGCUAUGGUUAUGAUGUUUAUAUUGCUUGGAGUAUUCUUUUGUAUUUUUCCGAGG
Messenger RNA from Fusarium graminearum PH-1, 4409 nucleotides. RefSeq lists its product as uncharacterized. Lineage: Eukaryota; Fungi; Ascomycota; Sordariomycetes; Hypocreales; Nectriaceae. The transcript has 4 exons. Bases 799 to 4239 code for a protein of 1146 amino acids. Gene Ontology annotation, molecular function: ABC-type transporter activity; ATP hydrolysis activity; ATP binding. The record is from RefSeq and is a predicted model, not a curated record. Gene Ontology annotation, cellular component: membrane. Gene Ontology annotation, biological process: transmembrane transport.